This is a messenger RNA of Anneissia japonica, 1538 nucleotides long. RefSeq lists its product as uncharacterized. The coding region runs from base 113 to 856 and encodes 247 amino acids. NCBI's taxonomy places the organism in Eukaryota, Metazoa, Echinodermata, Crinoidea, Comatulida, Comatulidae. The record is from RefSeq and is a predicted model, not a curated record. The transcript is spliced from 6 exons.
UUGUAAACACUGCUGUUUGUGUGGUAGGAGGGUAUUAUGAUGAGUUUUCCACGGAUUUUCCAACAUUAUUCUGUUAUUUUGUGUCCUGAAAUAUACUAGAUUUGUGGCGAAGAUGGGUUCAGGGGUGACCAAAGGACCAGCUGUCGGAAUGCCGCUUAGUCCACGAGUAGAUUUUGUUGAAAAACAAGCUAAAAAAGGAGAAACGCCUAUGGUUAUUGAUGCACCAGCACUACUUGAUCUGGGACAUGGAACAGUACGAUACCGACAGGGAGAGGAAAAUUUAAAAAAUAAAGUGAUUCUCAGCGAUCCAAAAAACAAGAAAGGUUACUUUUACCAUGCACGACUGGAUGAUUACAGUGAAGCUGCAAGUGUAAAUUCUGAAGAUAAAUUCAAAUUUAAGUACAUCAACAAAGCUCCACUGAAGGCCAAAGGAAAGAAGUUAUAUUACUGCUAUGGUAUUGGUAUGAACUCAACUGAUGGCAGACACUUAAUCAAGACUCAGUAUAAACCAAAGGGAAAAGGAUAUGUCUGGCCUAGCUCUUAUAGGAAGUCCAAUCAUAUUUACUAUGAUCUAACAUUUGUGUCACAAGAUGAUGAGCUCUCAGAUUCUGAUGACGAAACAGAAGAUGUGAUGAGCAGUGAGGUCGAUGCUGCCAAGAUGAGCUUUAAGUUGAAGGAUUCUGAUAAUGUUGAAACACUUAAGAAAAGAGUUGCUGUUAGACUUAUCAUGCCAGCCUCUAACAUCCACAUCAGCUUCGGAGAAAAUGAACUUGUUGAAGAAGAUGUGAUUGGUGAUCUGAGGAAGUCAGAAGAUGGUACCUUUCAAAGAUUUACAGUGGAGCUCUCUGCAGUCUAACAAAUCUGUGUUUUCCAGAAAUGUAAAUAUUCAGCAUAUUAUUGUUAUUGUUUAAAAGAGGUCACAAACACACUAGUUUGUUUUGUACUCAAAGUGGAAAUUCCAAAAGACGGAUGACCUCAAGAUAGGAUCACUGGUGGCGCCAGUGAGGUGUUGAAAGGGGAAAAUGUCUGGAUGUGAUGGUAUGGUUUUUAUACUUACCUAUUCACCAUAUCUAAGAUCUAUGGUGAUGUACAACAGGUCCAGUAACAUUUGAGAUAUGUUGUGUUCAUACAGUAAUUACCCUGUCAUGUUUACAUAGAAUGUAGAAAGUGUGGGGGAAUAUUUUAAUUAAAUGGUGAGAAAAAUGUAUAAUAAUACAGUUGAACUUGUCGUAAGUUGAAUGCAAAAUUGCAUUGCAAAAAUUGUUCGACUUAGAUAAAAUCUGACUUACAGAUUAAUGGAAAAUAACAAUUUGGCAUGUAAAAUAAAAUCGACUUAGAAAUUAUUUGAGUUUAAUAUGCAAAGUCAACUUAGGCAAGUUUAAUUGUAUACUCAAAUAUUGUAGAAUUUUAACAAAAAUGAAACCACAGUUUUUGGUAAACCAUAUAAAUGAUAAGCCUGCUCUUAUUGCAGCAUAUUUAUUUCUGUAAAUAAUAAAUUUUUGACAAUUUUGAAGAAUAAAUCGCUUAUUAUGAGAAAA